This is a messenger RNA of Fukomys damarensis (Damara mole-rat), 1945 nucleotides long. RefSeq names its product adenosine deaminase (gene Ada). Gene Ontology annotation, cellular component: cytosol; external side of plasma membrane. NCBI's taxonomy places the organism in Eukaryota, Metazoa, Chordata, Mammalia, Rodentia, Bathyergidae. Gene Ontology annotation, biological process: negative regulation of adenosine receptor signaling pathway; purine ribonucleoside monophosphate biosynthetic process; adenosine catabolic process. Gene Ontology annotation, molecular function: adenosine deaminase activity. The record is from RefSeq and is a predicted model, not a curated record. The coding region runs from base 308 to 1561 and encodes 417 amino acids. The transcript has 12 exons.
GUUCUUGCUCAUGCCCUCGUUCCUCGGUCUCCAGUGAGGUUUCUGCUUGUGGUGGUCACUCAGGACCCAGGCAGGCCGGACAGCAGCCACCCUGAACAUCGCUAGCUGUUGGCCAGAGCAGCGAACCGAAGGGUGUCUUGCCUUGGCAUUUAAAUCCUUUCCUCAGAAGGAGCCUUGCAGACCUGUGGGGCAAACAGCCACCUCCUGGCCUCAGUGCCUCUUUCCCCUGCUCUCAGGCCUGGUUUUGCAUUCUAUACCCUCCCCCAACUUUGCUGCCCUUCUCUCUUAAUGUCUACCAUCCCCACCAAUGUUUAUUUUCUUUGUUUUAGUCCUGGAAAUUAAACCCAGGGCCUCGUACAUGCUAGGAUGCAAAGUGUCAUCCAGACUCCAUCUGGAUAAUCCAGAACAAACUCUUCCUCUCAAGAUUUCCAGGGGUCACAUCGUUUGCCAUGUGGAGCUGCACGUCCACCUGGAUGGAGCCAUCAAGCCUGAAACCAUCUUGUACUUUGCCAAGAAGAGAGGAAUCACCCUUCCAGCUGACACAGCGAUAGAGCUGCAGCAGAUCAUCGGCAUGGAUGAGCCACAGUCCCUCCCUGAGUUCCUGACCAAGUUUGAAUACUACAUGCCUGUUAUCGCGGGCAGCAGGGAGGCCAUCAAAAGGAUUGCUUAUGAGUUUGUGGAGAUGAAGGCCAAGGAGGGCGUGGUAUAUGUGGAGGUGCGCUACAGUCCACACCUGCUGGCCAACGCCGAAGUCGAGCCGAUCCCCUGGAAGCAGGCUGAAGGAGACGUCACCCCCGACGAGGUGGUGAACCUAGUGAACCAGGGCCUGCAGCAGGGGGAGAAAGCCUUCAGGACCAAGGCCCGGUCCAUCCUGUGCUGCAUGCGCCACCAGCCCAACUGGUCCCCUGAGGUCGUGGAGCUGUGUAAGAAGUACUGGCAGCAGACUGUGGUGGGCAUCGACCUGGCUGGUGACGAGACCAUCGAAGGAAGCAGCAGCUUCCCGGGGCACCUGGAGGCCUACAAGGAGGCUGUGAAGAGUGGCAUUCACCGCACCGUCCACGCCGGGGAGGUGGGCUCUGCAGAGAUCGUGCGAGAGGCUGUGGAUGUACUCAAGACGGAGAGGGUGGGACAUGGCUACCACACCCUGGAGGACAAGACCCUUUACGACAGGCUGCAGAAGGAAAACAUGCACUUUGAGGUCUGUCCCUGGUCCAGCUAUCUCACGGGUGCGUGGAAGCCAGAAACGGAGCACCCAGCCAUCCGGUUCAAGAACGACAAAGUUAACUAUUCACUCAACUCAGAUGACCCGCUCAUCUUCAAGUCUACCCUGGACACUGACUACCGGAUGACCAAAGAGGACAUGGGCUUCACCGAGGAGGAGUUUAAGCGACUGAACAUCAAUGCUGCAAGGUCCUGCUUCCUCCCAGAAAACGAGAAGGAAGAUCUCCUCAACCAGCUCUACAGAGCCUACAGGAUGCCACCUCCGCCAGCCACUGCCGGUAUGUUUCUUUCUGGGCUCCAGUGGUCACCCUGCCCCGUCUCCUGCCAGCUUCCUAUGUGACUUCUAGCAAGAGCCCUUCCUCCUGGACCACACCAAGGACGUGAGAUGACUGCCUGGCUCCUGGGCCUGGCUGUGGCAGCCCCUCAUCCGAUUGGCUUAUUUUCUGUGUAGUUGCUUUCUGGAGAGCCUGGCCAAAGGCAAGACUUUCCGUAGGCCAGGCCCAGCCAUCUCGGCACCCCUGUGGCUUCCCAAAGCCAAGGGCAGGGAGUUGGACCGGGUCCUGGCCUUUUCUGCUUCUUCUUUCCUGUGUGGCCUUGGCAAGACAUUACCUUGCUCUAAUCUUCAGGAUCACUGUGUGUAUGAGUUCCUCUCUGGUGUUGGAGCUGUGAUUUUUAGUGUCCUGGGGGGUAUUGUGAGUGGCCUCAUCUUUCUGCUUCUCUGACC